Exaiptasia diaphana is the source of this 971-nucleotide messenger RNA. RefSeq lists its product as uncharacterized. Lineage: Eukaryota; Metazoa; Cnidaria; Anthozoa; Actiniaria; Aiptasiidae. The transcript is spliced from 2 exons. Bases 83 to 787 code for a protein of 234 amino acids. The record is from RefSeq and is a predicted model, not a curated record.
AAUGUGUCCAAUUGCGAAGCAAAAGAAGUUCCAUACUCCGACACUGAACUUUUAAUUUAGGNCUUAAUUCAACUUGCAAACCAUGGACAGAGAAGAGGUGCAACGCCUUAUAGAAAGAAAUGUGGAAAAUCUGAGGAACGAUGUGGGAAACGAUAUGGAAAAUCUGAGGAACGAUAUAGGAAAUCUGAGGAACGAUGUGGGAAGUCUGARGAACGAUGUAGGAAACGAUAUGGAAAAUCUGAGGAACGAUGUGGGAAAUUCGUUUCAAGCYCAGAAUAAGAGGCUAUCCGAAGUCAUCAAUGAGUUGCAUGAAAUUUCAGAUCCKCUAUAUUCAGGUCAGCUAASCGGGAAUUUGAUGGAAGAGAUAAACCGGGAUGUAGUAGAAACCUACUUCAAGAAAAAAGACGGAAGUGAAAGAACAGAUUACAAUCAACCACAUCUAGAAGACAUUGAUGACAAGAUAAAAAAGUAUGAACCUAAAGAUAAACAAAAGCGUGCUAAAAAGAAAUGGGCAAGGAUUAAACGAAAACUAAAUAAAGCCGAAGUUCMAAUUCCAUUCUUAGAAGAUACGCUGGAUGAGAGGAAUAGGCUAGCUCAUCCUAAUCCAUUGAAGAAAGCAAAACUAGAUGAGGUCACAGAAAGGCUAUCAAGUGAAAAAAAAGAUAAAUUCAAAAAUGUUAUCGCCUUUGCCGACAAAAAUUACCCAAGUGCUUAUUUUAGCCGCCGUCCACAUCGAUCCAGAUAUGGACGUAGAAUAAGGGCACCUKGAUAUUCUCAGGCUAGGUAAAACUGUUGUUUUUUUUUCGCCUAAGUUCUAGUAAUUUAAUAGUAUCCUACUUAGUUGAGGUAUUUAAAUUGGAACUCUAUCGUCACUGGUUGGGGGAGGAAGUUCUUUCACCGAUCAAUAUAACCAAUUAUAUUGAUAUUAAUGAUAAAUAAAUUGAAUAAAUUGAAGAAAAAGGCACGCAACU